Cuscuta campestris is the source of this 1960-nucleotide messenger RNA. NCBI's taxonomy places the organism in Eukaryota, Viridiplantae, Streptophyta, Magnoliopsida, Solanales, Convolvulaceae. The record is from the annotation of a GenBank genome assembly.
AGUCAAAUUAAACAAAGUUUGACACCAUGUAUAUAUUUUACAGAUAUAUUUAAUUUGUGUGUAUUAAUAGAUGGGGGACCGCAACGACGGCGGCAAUAAUCUGCCACCGGGUUUCCGGUUCAGCCCCACGGACGAGGAGUUGGUGGUGCAUUUCCUCCACCGCAAGGCGGCGCUCUUGCCGUGCCACCCCGACGUCAUCCCCGAUCUUGAGCUCUAUCCCUAUGACCCUUGGCGCCUUAAUGGGAAAGCAAUGGUUGAGGGAAAGAAAUGGUAUUUUUAUAGCAGAAGAACGUCCAACAGAAUAACGGAAAACGGAUUCUGGAGGCCGAUAGGAGUUGACCAGCCGAUAAUCUCCAGUUCCGGUGCCGGAAAGAUCAUUGGGAUGAAGAAAUUCUACUCUUUUUACGUCGGGGAGCCGCCGGAAAGUGGGGUGAAGACGGAUUGGGUAAUGGAGGAGUACAGGCUCUCUGAUCUCUCUGCUUCCACCAGCACUAAAUCAUCAUCUAGGGGAAGAAGAAGAAGAAGUGCCCAUUCCAUUUCCAAUAUUGUGGAUCAUAGCAAAUGGGUGGUUUGUCGAGUGUAUGAAGAGAAGUAUGAGAAUGAAGGAGAUGAUAAUGGAAUUGAGCUUUCAUGCUUGGAUGAAGUCUUCAUGUCACUAGAUGAUGAUGAUGAUGAUCUUGAUGAGAUUUGUUUGUCAUGCUCUCAGCCCUCUUCUUCUUCUCACUCUGAGUCUUCUUCUCCUCCUGUUACCCCUUUAACUCGCCGCCCCUCUCACCAAUCUAGCUCCCAGGCCCAGGAAAUAGUUGCCCAGGAGCCUGUUCCUUUGAACCAACUGCCCGGUCGGUUCAAUCCCAAGAUCCUCAGCUGGGACCAGUGGGAAGAACGAUUGGGAUCAAUGGGCUACCUAGCCCUUGACUCAGGACCGGUCUUCAAAGAGUCCACUAGGGUUACAAAAAAGGUCCUGGCCGAGUUUCCACUCUCCAAUCGUGAGUGGGCUGACCGGGUUACAAAACCCGAAAGGGUUCACCCGGAGCCCACCAAAGAGCUAGAGGAAGCCUGCGAGAAACUUCUCAAGGGUGAUCCUAUGACCGGUAAGCCAUACGCCUACGGUGGAUGGGUAUACCGGUUACCUAACCCGGAUGGGGACGUGUCUGCGACCCAUGACGCAGGAGAUGACCGGGCUGAUUCCCCGGAUGGUCACGCUGAGGCCGGCUCUCCUCAUCCAGACAUGAACUUCAACAGGAUGACCACCAUCAUUGAGGAUGACGACGAUGAUGUCCAAGUCCUCAACUCCAACCGGUCUCCUCUCUCCAAGCCUCACUCUCCUCCCUUCUUCCCUGAAAUGGAUGGGGCCACAAGUGCCCGGUGUAGCCCUAUCCAGAGCCAAAAACUGAACUCUCCUCCAGCCACCCAUCUCUCCGAAAGUGACCGGGUCCCUUAUCCCAAGAAGGAUGUCAAGGGCAAAGGGAAGGGGACCGGUCAUUCUUCUUCUCAGAAAAGGAAGAGUUCCCACAAGACUUCCAGGGGGGAAAAGAGGAAGAAGGUCAGGCUAUCAGAUCUAGAAGGGGAGUCCAUUGAAGUGACAUUUUUAUCCUUGGCCCAGAAACUCAGCAAGGUUGGAGUUCUAUCCGAAGAAGUUGGCCGGUCACUCCUGGAGUCCAAGGACCAGCGUCAACACCUAAAGGACCACGAGCCGUUGGGUAUGGACUUCCAGACGAGCAAUCGUGUUAAAUGGGCCACAGGCCGUUGGGUACAUACUCCAUACGAAACACUGGGCUAAAGACAAACGGUCCACUAGGAAUGAACGUCUAGACGGACACCUUGACAAACGAGGUGGGCCAAAACCUGCUCUGAUACCAUGAUAGAACUUAGGAUGGUGUAAAGAUAUCUGGAUUGGGCUAUAAGACACUUGGGCUGAACCAUAUUAAAAAAUUGAAUCCAAUCAAUUAGUUAGUUCAAU